Molecule: messenger RNA, 1323 nt
Organism: Rhodotorula toruloides NP11
Lineage: Eukaryota; Fungi; Basidiomycota; Microbotryomycetes; Sporidiobolales; Sporidiobolaceae
Exons: 6
Coding region: 1-1323 (440 amino acids)
Source: RefSeq, a predicted model, not a curated record
AUGGCACACAAGACUCCCGCAACGGCCGCUCUGCUCGCCCAGUCUCUCGGUCCCGACCUCGCCCCGCUCGUAGGCGAACGCAGCGUCUCUGCCACCCCUGAGCCCGCCGCCUCUUCUUCGAGCACGGGCGCAGUGACAGCCGAACAAGCAGUCGCGCAACAAGCCCCCAUCCUCUCGUCGCACUCGAUCCCCUCCUCCUGGUUCGAGACCGUCUUUGGCCAACUCGGCUCGUACCGCCGUCAAGUCUCGUUCCACGCUCUCGCACUCGUCGUCGCUACCGUCGUCCGAUCCCUCUGCUUCACCCGCCCCGUCUUUGGAGGGUAUCUUUUGGAGGAACUCGCACCGGUGGAGAGGGAGGGCGUCAGGUGGGCUUGGAUUGUCGGGACGCGCGCGGCGGAGAUUGCGCUGGGCCAGUGGGCUUGGAGGAGGGUCAGGGGACUCGUCAAGACUGACGGAGCCUUCUUCGGCGUCCUCUUUGCCCUCGUUUCGCGCAUCUCGCUUUACACCUUCGAGCACCACUACUUCCUGCUCUCCGCGCAAACCGUCUUUGUCCUCCUCCUGAUCGACCUGAUCUCCUUCGCCGCCGCCUUCUCCCUCCUCCCCUACUUCUCCCCUCCCACCCCCUCCGCCCGACCCGUCCUCUCCGCUCUAACCCGCCUGCGCCAAAACCCCGAAUUGUGGAUCAACGUCUUCCUCGGAAUCGCGAUUGCGACUUUUGGUGCGGGAGUGGCGAGUUUCGUGCUUGAGAGGGUUGGGGGACAUGCGUGGGUUGAGAGCGGGACGAGGGAGGGGAAGGUCCCGAGUUAUCUCCUCAGCGACCAGUUGACGACGGGCGAGAUCCUCUCGCACCCAACAUGGACCGUCCCGACCCUCCGAACCUACUCACACCACCCCUCUUCACUCCCUUACCACCUCCUCCACUCUCUCCUCCUCACUCUCCCGCUCCUCCCUCUCCUCUCCUCCCUCCCAUCGCUCUCUCCCUCCCGUCUCGCCGCACUCGUCUUCACCGCGACUGCGAUUCCAGGAACGGUUUUGCUGUGGGACGUUUUGCCGGUCAGUGGAGUGACGGCGCUUGGAGUGGGCGUUUGGAUGGGAGUUAGGAAUGCGAGUGUGGCGGCUGGGUUGGGAUGGGUUUGUGAGGAGUUGAGGAGGGUCAAGGUGACUCGCCCGAUCACGAUGGUCCUCCAAGACCCCCUCACGAACGAGAUCCUCGCCACCACGACCGCCGUUCUCGAACUCGACGCGCGUGGGCAGAUGAAGAAGGAUAAGGAGGGGGUGACGGAAAGGAGGAGGGUAAGAGUUAGGGGAGAGGUGGAGCUUUGA